Lingula anatina is the source of this 2950-nucleotide messenger RNA. RefSeq names its product neuralized-like protein 4. NCBI's taxonomy places the organism in Eukaryota, Metazoa, Brachiopoda, Lingulata, Lingulida, Lingulidae. The record is from RefSeq and is a predicted model, not a curated record. Gene Ontology annotation, molecular function: protein binding. Gene Ontology annotation, biological process: proteasome-mediated ubiquitin-dependent protein catabolic process. Gene Ontology annotation, cellular component: SCF ubiquitin ligase complex.
CCCAUACUUGGGUUGUUUAUCUGCUGUAAACUCCUGUCCUGUUCGCGUGUAUGUGGGUCAAACAUUAUACAGGGCUAUAUGUUAAAUUUGAUACCAUUCAGUGCAUUCAAAUUAAUGUCAAUUCGCAAUGGGAAAUGAAGCAUCGACAUUACGGCUUCUCCAUAAUUUGGCGGAGCUUGAACAGGAGCUUGAACGAGACCAAGUUUCUAAGUCCAACCAACCACUAAAGGUGCAACAUGGCUGGGAUUCCAAGGACUGCUCCAAUAAUAUGACGGUGCUAGAUGACGGUUUGAAGGUGCGUAGAAAUAAAUCUUUACAGCCUAGGACGGAUGCCGUUAGGGGCAAGAGAGGCUAUGGUCAAGGGAUACAUUUCUGGAAGAUUCACUGGCCCCAGUCGAUGAGAGGCAGCAAUGCUGUUAUUGGUGUAGCUACAUAUCAGGCCCCUCUGACUUGUAUUGGUUAUUCGUCUUUGGUUGGUUCGAAUGAUCAGUCCAUGGGAUGGGAUAUUGUCCGCAAUGUUCUUCUCUUCAAUGACUGCGUCAUCAGAAAGUACCCGGAUGAUGCACCUGGUGAAUUUGUUGCUCCUGAUGUCAUCACUGUAAUUCUCAAUAUGGACUCGGGGACUCUUGGCUUUAAGAGUGAUGGACAAAAUUAUGGAGUGGCACUGAGAGGUCUUCGCUUACAGGGUAAAAAACUUUACCCUGCCAUAAGCGCAACUUAUGGCAACUGUGAAGUGGGUAUCGAGUAUAUCAGAAGUAUAUCAGACGCAGCACCUGCGCCCGACCUCCCGUCUCCUUCAAGGCCCACUGAAAGAACCACUGCAAGAGAGCAGGGAAGACCACAGGCAAAACCAUGUCCUCCGGCCCAGCCUCUGAAAUUCAAAAAGCAAUGUGGGAAAAAUAUCGAAUUGUCAAAUGACAGCAUUCAAGCGGAGAGAUCAAAUUUUAUGUCUGAAUCAGACAAAGCAGUUGUUUUGACUUCGAGAAGUCUACAACCAAAUGAAAAGUUUGAAAUAUGUGUAAAGAGAACUCUUGGUCAAUGGGCAGAGGGUCUAGCGAUCGGAGUUGUGGCUCUGGAAGCAGGAUUCGAGAUUCCGAGAAGUCUCCCUGGACAAGCCGCAGAUAUAGCGUGGGUCUGGAAAGGCACGGAUGUUUUGCAUGACCGAAAAACGGAACGGAAAUUGGAUUUUAACCUUAAUUCCGCAAAAAUUGGCGACACAUUUGGUGUCUCGAGAAAGGAAGAUGGUACAUUGCAUUUCUUCUACAACGGUCGAGAUAUGGGAAUGGCAGCCACAAAUAUUCCUCAGAAAAUACACGGAAUUGUCGAUGUCCAUGGAAGUACUAUACACGUAGAAUUAGUGGAACAACUUCGAGAGGAAACCACAGAGCCAACAGGUGCCGCUUUCACGCGCAUGUCUAGAGAAGAUCGUGCUUUUGAAAAAAUGAAACAAACGAUCGACUUCUUAAAGAAGAAAGACGAACGCACUAUUCGAUCAGCUGGGCUUAUGGUCUACCAAAAUUUGUGCAUGUUGUACGCCGAUCAUAAGGACCGAAAGCUGAGGCAGUUAAUGGGUGAUAAACUGGUCCAGUUGAACGGCGCCUUCCAUAUUACAGAAUAUCUGAAAUUUCUCCGUGAUUGCGGGAUUGAAAACGACAAAAUCUAUACGUGUUAUGAGCUGCUUCGUAGUGUUUGUUGGAAUUAUAGCGAUGGCAGUCUGAAGUUUGCCAGGUCCAUCGGACAGACGGAUCUCCUUGGAAUUCUGUCUGCAGAGCUUGCCAAGUAUCAGACUAGAUAUAUGAGUGACGAGGGGAAAAAAGGUAUUGUAAAGUCAGCAUUUGGAAUUCUUCACAACUGCGCAAAAGUCGCAGACAACCGAGAGGUGUAUGACCGCCUUGGUGUAAUCAACAUCGUUGUUCCGUAUACGAAGCCAGGGAAUGACAAAACAAUCGCAAUGUCAGCCUUAAUGACCUUGUCCUACCUGGUCACUAUUGACCAACAACACCUGAUCCAAGCUGAGCCAUCAGCAAUUGCAGACAUUCUGAAGAAACUCGACGAAGCACUGAAAAACCCAGCAACUCAUCAGUCGGACGGUUACCAUGCCUACGAAAUUGUGGAAUCGCUUAUAAACCUAUCGAAAAGUGCACAAAAUCGGGUGACGACAGUACAGAAAGGAGGCAUUCCCCUGUUUGUAAAAAUGAUGAAAGUCGGUAAUCCACAAGAACAGGAACUCACCCUGAACGCCGUGUGGGAACUUAUUAACGGAGGUGACAGGACGCUGUCAACUAUCUCUAGAACAGCAGGGCUAUUAGAUGCAGUGAAGGCUUUAAAGAGCAGCAAAGUAGAAACUGUUCGUCAAGCCGCUGAGAGGAUUUCAUUGAAGCUUGAUACACAGACUCAAAUGUUUUCCCAGAGUUUUGAUCCUACACCCAAACCAAAGUGCACUUACAAAGAUAUCUGCAACAAAUUUGUUGCGACACUCAACAUACAUGAGACAUAUUUUGAUGCUAAGUAUCAUCACUGCUUCUGCAACGUGUGUCAUAAUGACAGAGGAGAUAAACUGUAUUAUGCUCGCGGAAAUCCACCAAAGGACUACGGUAUUCCAAUUGGAUGGUACAGGUAUGCACUUUGCCUUCCACCUAAAGCAAAAGCUAUGAACGUAUUGGACAAAUGGCACAGGGCAUUCCAUGGCACUAAGAAAGAUGUGGUUAGCAAGAUACUUGAAGUCGGGGAACUGCUCAUUCCAGGAGACGUAGCGUUGGGCGGCGACAAAAUAAGCGAGAGGGAAGGCCAUUUCAAAGACGACUAUAAGCCUGAAGGGUUCGACACCAAGAAAAUAUUUGUAUCUCCUAGUAUCCGUUAUGCUGGCCAUGACGCUUAUGCCAUGCCACACAAGUAUGUAUCCGUGUGUUGUAUCCGUGUGGUGUAUCCGUGUGGUUUUUAUGAAAAGUAA